GGAGUGUGUCGCAGACGCAGCAGCAACCGCCACCAAUCACCACCACCUCCUCCUCCUCCUCGUCCCCCGUGCCCGCCCAACCGCGUGCCUCCUCUGCAAUUACAGACUCAGUACCACUACCAUCUCAAAGUCUCAACACUCUUCGUCGACACGGCCAUUAACAUCACACUCUUCUCGUUCCCUCUCUCUCUAAACCCUAAUUCUACAUUUCCUCUGCUUUCGCCAUCUUCUCCACCGAUUCGCCUCGAUCAAUCGCGGGGAAAACUCUUCACUUCCGUGCGAGAUCCGUGAGGGGCUGUGAAUCCUGCGGAUUGCUAUGGGUAGCGCCCGGUAGGGAAGUCUGGCGUGCAGUUUCGUGCCCGUUAAUGGCGGAUCCGCCGCGCGUCCGCAGCUAUAGAAGAGCCGCCGCCGCCACUUUCGUGGAUUCGGAUUCUUCGAUUGAGCUUGGAGGAGUCGAAGAUUGCGAGGAUUAAAGUAUGCUGAGCGUGAUUCGCGUGCACUUGCCCUCCGACAUACCGAUUGUAGGCUGCGAGCUCACGCCUUAUGUGCUUCUGCGCCGACCCGACAAGACCAUCUCCAACGAAGACGUGUCCGACUUCGCUCCCUUCGAUGGCUACUUCCUGAGAUACAAGUGGUAUCGUGUCCAAAGUGACAAAAAAGUUGCUGUCUGUAGUGUGCACCCCUCAGAGCAAGCCACACUGCAGUGCUUGGGCUGCGUGAAGACCAAAAUACCUGUUGCUAAAAGCUACCAUUGUUCGCCCAAAUGCUUCUCAGACGCAUGGCAGCAUCAUCGAAUUCUACAUGACCGUGCUGCGAGUGCUGUAAAUGAGAAUGGAAAUGAAGAGGAAGAGUUAUUUGGGCGUUUCAACAGUUCGGGAUCUGGAAGUAUAAGCGCUAGUUUAUCUAGUUCUGGUUCAAUUCCUAGUCUUGCUAAUGGUUCAGCAUCUUUAUAUCCGGCAGCAGCUACUCAGAGGGCUGGUGGUGAAACUUUGAUUGAAGUUGGACGAUCUAAAACUUACACACCUACAGCUGAAGAUAUCGGUCAUGUUCUUAAGUUUGAAUGUGUGGUGGUAGAUGCAGGAACGAAGCUUCCUGUCGGGCAUGUCAGCACCAUAGUAACUUCUCGUGUCAUUCCAGCUCCCUCCCCUAGCCCUCGUCGAUUGAUUUCAGUCAGUGCAAAUGAUUUGAUGGGACAUUUAGAUGCUGAUGGUCGCAUUUCAUCGUCAGGAACAUUUUCCGUGUUGUCAUACAACAUUUUGUCUGAUAUUUAUGCCACAAGUGAAUUAUACAGUUAUUGCCCUUCAUGGGCUCUUUCUUGGCCAUAUCGCAGACAGAAUCUGCUUCGGGAAAUUGUUGGUUACUGUGCGGAUAUUAUUUGCCUUCAGGAGGUUCAAAGUGAUCACUUUGAGGAAUUUUUUGCUCCUGAAUUGGAGAAGCAUGGCUAUUUAGCUUUAUAUAAAAGAAAGACAAAUGAGGUUUACAGUGGGAAUUUCAAUGCAAUAGAUGGUUGUGCAACAUUUUUCCGGCGAGACAGAUUUUCCCAUGUUAAGAAAUAUGAGGUUGAAUUUAACAAGGCUGCACAGUCUUUGACAGACGCUUUGCUUCCUAGUGCACAAAAGAAAAGUGCCUUAAGCAGAUUGGUGAAGGAUAAUGUUGCUUUAAUAGCUGUUUUGGAAGCGAAAUUCAGUAACCAAGGAGGUGACAAUCCUGGGAAAAGGCAGCUUCUUUGUGUGGCCAAUACGCAUGUUAAUGUCCCCCAUGAUCUCAAAGAUGUGAAGCUUUGGCAGAUCCACACUCUAUUGAAAGGAUUGGAAAAAAUAGCUGCCAGUGCAGACAUUCCAAUGUUGGUGUGUGGGGACUUCAAUUCAGUUCCUGGAAGUGCUCCUCAUGCACUCCUUGCUGAGGGAAAGGUUGAUUCUAUGCAUCCAGAUUUAGCGAUUGACCCUCUAAAUAUCCUGCGUCCUUCUAGCAAGCUGGCUCAUCAAUUACCACUGGUCAGUGCGUACUCGUCUUUUGCAAGAAUGGGUGUUGGUCCUGCUUCAGAACAGCAGAAGAAAAGAAUGGACCCCACAACAAAUGAACCUUUGUUUACAAGCUGCACUAGGGAUUUCAUUGGCACCCUGGAUUACAUUUUUUACACAGCGGACUCUCUAACGGUGGAGUCCUUACUAGAGCUCUUGGAUGAGGAGAGCUUGAGGAAAGACACAGCUCUUCCUUCUCCAGAGUGGUCUUCAGAUCAUAUAGCUUUGUUAGCUGAAUUUCGCUGCAAUCCUAGACCCAGACGUUGAUGUUCAGCAUUUGUAGGUCACAUUGGAGACACCAAGGAAAGUUAUAAAGAAGCAAAUGACUCGACAGCACUCACUUGUUGUAAGAAUGGUACAUAUUCUUUCUGCAAUUUUCCCCCAGUUGGGGAUCCUUGCUGUGAUCUUUUUGUAUCAUGCCCCCUUUUUUCUGUCCACAGAGAAAAGACAGUUAGUCCUUUAGAUGUGUUUUCUUCUCUUUUGGGGCUAACAGAAAUUUGCUUAGAAAUGUCCAGUUGCUCUUUGGGUGUACUAGAAAAUCCUCGCCCAGCCAGCAGUUAAUAUAGUAUGCAUGCCCUGCUUUU
Molecule: messenger RNA, 2605 nt
Organism: Rhodamnia argentea
Lineage: Eukaryota; Viridiplantae; Streptophyta; Magnoliopsida; Myrtales; Myrtaceae
Product: carbon catabolite repressor protein 4 homolog 1-like
Exons: 12
Coding region: 477-2288 (603 amino acids)
Biological process (GO): nuclear-transcribed mRNA poly(A) tail shortening
Cellular component (GO): cytoplasm; nucleus; CCR4-NOT complex
Molecular function (GO): poly(A)-specific ribonuclease activity
Source: RefSeq, a predicted model, not a curated record